This is a messenger RNA of Cylicocyclus nassatus, 2403 nucleotides long. The record is from the annotation of a GenBank genome assembly. Lineage: Eukaryota; Metazoa; Nematoda; Chromadorea; Rhabditida; Strongylidae.
AUGACAGAUAGUGUUGUUGGUGAACAAAAACUCUUGAGCGAAUUGCGUGUGACGGAAUUGAAGCAGGAAUUGGAAAAGCGUAAUCUGGACAAGAAUGGCAUCAAAAUCAUCCUCACUGACCGGCUUGAGAAGGCUCUCAUUGCCGACGGACACGAUCCGGCUACGUAUUUGUUCCGCGUGAAUGAAGUCGUUGCAUCGCCGGGAAGUGUCAAGCCACAAUCACCAGCAGUAUCUCCGGCACCAGCGAUGGAACAUUCAGCUGAAGAGGAAAAAACGAAGGAGAUAACCUCUGAAAAUGGGCACGGCACUGAAGCUGCCGAAAGCCACGAUGAAGCCAUGGACACGGAAAGUGCGGAACCAGCGAAGAAUGAUGAAAAUGCUGCUGAUCUGGACACAUCAAAGGAGCUGGUCAUUGCCGAUGAACCGGCAGCUGGCGAUACGGCGGCUGCUACUAAUGACGAGGAGAUGCUGGAAGACCCCCUAAUAGACGUGCCGACCGAAAACGCGGCACCAACCGCUAAAUCAGCCGUUACAGUUACGUCUGCUGCUAAGACUCCAGUACAAGCACCGGUGAACGAUGACAAAGAGAAAGACAUCGCAUCGCGCUCGAUCUGGGUUCGCGGCCUGACGUCAGCCACGAAAGCAGCCGAUCUCAAGGUGUUAUGCACCGAAUUUGGAAAAGUGGUGCGCGCCAAAAUAUACACUUCAAAGAAGCAGACGACUUCGGCUUGUUAUGGAUAUGUGACUAUGGCCGACACCGCAGCUGCAGAGAAAGCGGCCGCUGCAUUGCACAAGACACAAAUCCGAGGACGCACAAUAUCUGUGGAGAAGGCGGAUAGAUCGAAAGUGCCAGCCGUGAAAUCUGCCUCCGCUGCUGCUCCAGCCAAGAAAGACACGGCCAACGAGUCAUCCACGAGCACUAAGCGUGACUCUGAUAGAAAAAAAGAAGAUGAUGCAAGCAGAAAUGCAAAAGCAACGUCUGUGACCUCAGAAAAAUCGCAUGCUAAGGAAGGGAAGAAGACUGAGUCAACAUCGACACAGAAGCGUGAUGAUUCUCGUCGCAGUAGCGACAGAAAACGCGAUGACAGAGAGCGACGUUCGACAAACGCCGAACGACGCGAUAGUGAAAGACCCAAAACGGAUUCGAAGCGUGAAACGUUCAGAAGAGCCCCUGCACGCGAUCCUCGUCGUGACUCCCAAAGGACUAUCACUGCUGCACGACGUUUUCCUGGAUCGACCCGAGGAGUGCCUUCUCGCGGUAGUCUUCGAGGGCGUAUUACACGACCAGGCGAUAGAACUAGCAGUUAUAUGUCGAUACGUCGCCCUGAAGCAAUGAGUCAGCGCGACCUUUUGACAUUGAUGCGUCGAAAAGAGGAAGAACAUCGACGUCGUGAAGCUGAAAUUGAAAAGGAACGUGCACUUGAGAGAGAACGUGAACGUAUACGAUUUGAACGUGAACAACUGGAGAAGGAGCGUCUGCAGCUGCAGCUUCAAGCAGCUCUUCAACAACAAAAACUUGCUGCUAUGAGCUCUUCUCGCACUAAAGAUUCCUAUCUACCGUCAUCUCAUACAAGUAGCAGAGCACGCCAUGAUUAUCGUGACAGCCGUGACACUCGUGCCAGCAAAGUAAGCUCAUCUGUGCAUCGCCGCUCCGCUGGAGACAGCCGACACGCGACAACUGAUGACCGCUCAAGAUCUCGCCAUGUAGGAGCAAGUGAAAGAUCAGCUCCAUCGAGAAUUGAACGUGACCGUUCCGACCACAAGUCAGCACCUGCUUCAAGUCGUGAUCGUAGCCGACAUGAGUCGUACAGCAGUGCUCGCGGUCAUACAUCUUCUCAACCAGCAGCGUACUCGAGGAAAGAAUACGAUAGAGGGUACACGUCUUCGAGGGACAAUGCGACGUACAGCAGCGGACGUGGCGCCAGUUCGUAUUACGGUGCCGGGUAUGGUUCAUCAACGUGGCAGGGCAGCAGCUCGGCUGUAGGCGGUCAUUCCUCUGGCGGAUCAGCAUGGGGCGGACGAGGAGGUACAGGAAGUAAUGGCUGGUCAGCAUUUGGAAAUGGUACAGGAGCAUCGUCAGGUUCGAGCAUGCGCUAUGACUACGAUAAAUAUCAGCAGCGCUACUAAGAGCUCUAUAAAUUGGAAAGUGCAAAUUUUGACAUUUUCCUUUUUUUCUCUUUCUUUUAUAACAUUCUAGCUGUUGACAUCCCAGAAAUUAUUAUUGAGAAACAUUGAAGUUCAAAUUUUGCAAUGUUUUUUGUCUUGUUCGUGGUUGUUCAUUAUUCAUAUAUAUUGUGUAUGUGUAGCAGAGAACACACUAUGUGGUUUUUUCCUUUUUUUUCCAAAAGGUAUCUAUAAUGUUGUUGUUGUACAAACACUGCGUAUUUAUCUUCGCUUUUCCAC